GAAAUGUAGAUGAGUGGAACACCUGAAGGAUUCUGAAGUUGCAUUCACCCAGACGCCAUGGCCUUGCGGAGCACCUGUUGACCUUUAAGUUUUCUGUUCAAGCCAGAGGUUUUCUUGGCAGGGUUUCUUUUGUAGGGGCAGCAUGGCAACCUCUGCUUUCCUUGCUUCCCGCAACGCCACAUUCUGCAAGGCGGGGGCGCUCAUCACGAAGCGGUGUGUUGUUGAUCAGGUGCACGCAGGUGUGCAGUCAAGCAGAUGCUGGGGUGUGCUGCGAAAAACUGGAUUCAAGCACAGGAGAUGCGAUAGGGAAGACCCAAUCGAAAGGUUACAAAACCCGCUUUCUCUAGGACGGUUACAUGACUAUCCAUCGCGGGGGGGUGGCAGUGAAAGGCAACAAGUUGGUGCUAGCACCUCGUAUAGGAGUCACAUUACGCCCUCAUGCGGUUGCUUGAGAACGGAACGGCCAGGGUCUAAGGGGCAACGCGUACGAACGUUUGCAACGGCAGACACUGCAAGUGGUGGGGCAGAUGCUCAAGAAGUGGAACACUUCACUCUCACAACGCCGCUGUACUAUGCUAAUGCAGCACCGCACAUGGGGAGUGCUUAUCCAACAUUCGCUGCUGACGCCCUCGCGCGCUUCCAGCGGUUACAAGGGAAGAAAGUCACAUUCAUCACCGGAACUGACGAGCAUGGGGAGAAGAUUGCAACGUCUGCUGCGGCGGCUGGAAAGGAGCCCAAGGAGUUUGUGGACUCAAUAGCUGAGGAGUUCAAGUCGCUGUGGCACGACCUGGACAUUUCGUAUGACAGCUUCAUACGGACAACAAAUGACAAUCACGAAAAGAUAGUUGCGGAAACAAUUCAGCGAGUGUGGGACAAGGGCGACAUCUACAGGGCCGAGUAUGAGGGGUUGUACUGCGUUGCUUGCGAAGAGUAUAAGGAUGAGAAGGACCUGAUCGGGACGGAGGUGGACGGAAGCGGGGAGAAGAUCGUAUGCCCAACACAUAGAAAACCGUGCCAGCAUCGACAGGAGGACAACUUCUUCUUCAAGCUGUCCAACUACCAGUCAGACAUUGAGCGCCUCUUUGAAACGAACCCCGACUUUGUCCGGCCAACUUUUAGGAAAAACGAGGUAUUGGAGUGGGUGAAGGACGGGGUGCGAGACUUCUCAAUAUCGCGGGCAGCGGUCGAGUGGGGCAUCCGGAUACCGGCAGAUCCCAAGCAGACAGUCUACGUCUGGUUUGACGCUCUCCUCGGGUACGUGUCGGCGCUUUUGAAGGAGGGUGUCGAGCCCACUUUGGAGAACGCGGUGGCGCAAGGCUGGCCGGCAUCGGUGCACAUCAUCGGGAAAGACAUUUUGCGCUUCCACGCGGUGUACUGGCCGGGCAUGCUCUUGUCCGCGGGGCUGCCCCUGCCGCGCUCCGUGUUCGGCCACGGUUUUCUCACCAAGGACGGCCUCAAGAUGGGCAAGUCGCUGGGGAACGUCAUCGAGCCCACGGCGCUCGUCAAACAGUACGGCUCCGAUGCCGUGCGAUACUUCUUCCUCAAGGAGGUCGAGUUUGGAAAGGACGGGGACUUUUCGGAGGAGCGGUUUAUCAAUAUAGUGAAUGCAAAUCUUGCGAACGCCAUAGGCAAUCUGUUGAACCGGACGCUGGGCCUGCUGAAGAAGAACUGCGGAGGGGCGUUGACAGCCGACGCGUCGUCGCUGCCAGAAGACCACCCGCUCCGAUUAGUAACGAAAAACGCAGUUCAAAAAGCGGCCGAAGAGUACACGAACCUUCAGUUUGGCGCGGCCGGAGAGGCGGCGCUCUCCAUUGCUGUGGCAGGAAACGAGUACAUCGACACUGUGGCUCCGUGGUCGCAAUUCAAGAAAGGCGACGCUGAGAAGGCCCAGGCCGCGCUGGAUUUGCUGGCCAUCCUCGAGGCCUCGCGCAUCCUGGCCAUCACGCUGUCCCCCAUCGCGCCACGUGUCACGCAGCGCAUCUACCUGCAGCUGGGCUACUCCGAGGACGACUGGAAGGCGGUCACGUGGGCCGACACCGCAUGGGGCAAGCUUAAGGCGGGGCAGCAGAUGGCGGAGCCAAAGCCGGUGUUCGUCCGGCUGGAAGCUCCCGGAAGCGCAGAUGAAGCUCCCACUCCGAAACCAAAGCCAGCAAAGGCACAGAAGAAACAAAAAAGCGAGAAAAAGCCGGCCGCUGUUCCUAGUUGAGAUGGGCAGUGUUGAAGAAAUGCAGUCAACUGCUCAAGUCUAUCUCGCACUUAUGAGCUCGUCGGCAUGACUAUGCCGUUACCUUGACCAACUCGUCGAAACUGUGUUCAUCCAAGCCCUCCUUACGUCAAAGGUUGACGUUCAAAGUAUCAACCGUUCAUGUGUUGAAGUACUAUUCACGAAGGCCUACCCAAUG
Molecule: messenger RNA, 2402 nt
Organism: Klebsormidium nitens
Lineage: Eukaryota; Viridiplantae; Streptophyta; Klebsormidiophyceae; Klebsormidiales; Klebsormidiaceae
Source: the annotation of a GenBank genome assembly